AUGAAGUUCUCACUCGCAAUUCUCGCUGCGCUAGCCGCAUCGACCUCAGUCUCAGCUAUACCCUUUCGAGUAUACGCCUUAUCGUCUGAACCAAUCCCUUCACCUGACGAAGUGACUUUCCGACCAACUGAGCCGCACCAUGACCUUGAACAUGGCAAGGAGAUGGAAGAUUCGCCCAUCGUUCCUAUCAUUUCGUCAAUGCCAUGCCACGAACACGCCCCUACUAGCAAUGACAAAUGGACCUCUUUAUUCGAGAAAUUAGGUUUUACUCGAUCUUCUCGAGCUCACGAUCAGGAUCGCGAAGAAUCCGUUCAUUCAGUUAGAGAAAAACUGUUAUCACAUAUUCAUGAAAUGAACAAUCAAGUUGUACCAUUCCCGGAAGGUGGCUCAAUCAAAUCACAUCCCAUCAAUGGAAUUGCCGAAGAGACCAACAUGAUUGAGAGUGAGAUUGAGAAUGACAGUGAGCGAAAGGACGGAUUGAAAUGGUGGAGAAAAUUAGAUGAAAAUAAAUGGAUUGUCAAAUCUGGUUUACAAGGAAAUUGGAGAGUCCCAAAUCACGAUGAACAUCCUCCAAAGACUCAUUAUCAUCACAAUCAUGAAGUGAAACAAGCAGAACCAGAGAAUAAUUAUCAUCAUUCCCAUAGACACGGUCACGGGCACGGUCAUGGGCAUAGACAUGUGUCCAAAACUAUCAGUGCAAGACUCAAUCGAGCACUCAAAAACCUCAAACCAGUCGAAUCUAUCGCUCUCGCUUUUGUAAUUGGCGCAGGUCUCGGUUCAAUAAUUCAUUUCUUCUUCAUGAUUUUCUUACUCUCUUUCAGAUUCUUCAAAGCUGGAUGUCCAAACAAAGCUGAACGAAGAGCAAGGAGAGCAGCCAGAAGACAAGCUAGGAAAGCAGGCAGAACAGCUGAAGGAGUUGCUCCUUCCACUCAGCAUGCAUUAGAAGAAGAAGAAGCUUUAUUACCCCCUUAUCAAGAGGGAAAUAUCCGAUUAGCCGAAGAGAAAUCUGAGCAAUCUUAG
This is a messenger RNA of Kwoniella shivajii, 1020 nucleotides long. RefSeq lists its product as uncharacterized. The record is from RefSeq and is a predicted model, not a curated record. NCBI's taxonomy places the organism in Eukaryota, Fungi, Basidiomycota, Tremellomycetes, Tremellales, Cryptococcaceae. Bases 1 to 1020 code for a protein of 339 amino acids. The transcript is spliced from 3 exons.